AUGAUAACCAUCAGUGAAUCAACUAUAGCUCAUAAACAUCAAUCAAAGUGGUCUCCAUCUGGUAAAAUGAAUAUACCACGAGCUGGACAUACUGCAUCUUUAUUAUCAAAUGAAAAAUUGUUAGUUACUGGUGGUAAUUGGUGUUAUCCUGGACCAGGUCCCGAUAUUUGUGUUUUAAAUAGUACCGAACUGUACGAUUUAUCAAGUGGAACUUGGACAUAUACUAGUAGCAUGCAUAGUUCACGAAAUGGACACACGGCAUCCAUACUAAACAAUGGAAAGAUAUUAGUUACAUGUGGAUUUUGUAAUACUGUUAUACUACGUAGCACUGAAUUGUAUGAUCCAUCGACAGCUACUUGGAAAGUUAGUAGUGAUAUGAGUAGCGUACGAUAUCGACAUACAGCAUCUGUAUUGACAAACGGAGAAGUUUUAGUUGUGGGUGGAUUCGAUGGUAAUAGUAAAAGCGAUUCUUAUUUAUAUGAUCCAACAAAUGAAACUUGGACGCCUACUGGCAAUUUGUAUACUGCACGUGAUGGACAUACAGCAUGCAUAUUAAGCGACGGAAAGGUGUUAGUUACUGGUGGACAUAAUGGUAGUAGAGUAUUACGCAGUGCUGAGAUCUAUGAUCCAUCAAAUGGAACUUGGACUGUUACUGAUAACAUGACGGAAGCACGAGUUCGUCAUACAGCAACCACAUUACCAAACGGAAAAGUUCUGAUUGUUGGUGGAGUACAUAUUCACACUUUAAGAACUGCUGAAUUGUAUGAUCCAACCAAUGAAACAUGGACAACUACAGGGAGUAUGAAUAAUGCACGAGAGGAUCAUGCAGCAGUGUUAUUACCAAAUGGGCAAGUGUUAAUUACUGGUGGAUUUAUUGAAAAUGGUGUUCUUAAUAGUGCUGAGUUAUAUGAUCCAUCAACGGAAACUUGGUCAAUUGUUGGUGAUAUGUAUAAUGCGCGAUUAUAUCAUACAGCAUCAGUAUUAUCAAACGGAAAAGUUUUAGCGGUUGGCGGUCUCUCUGAUGCUACUUAUCUAAAUGAUACUGAAUUGUAUACUUCACCGACAGAGAGUUUGACAAAUAUUGAUCAAAUGAAUAAUGUACCAUACGAACAAGAUAUGCGUAAUAUCAAAUGA
Messenger RNA from Adineta steineri, 1134 nucleotides. NCBI's taxonomy places the organism in Eukaryota, Metazoa, Rotifera, Eurotatoria, Adinetida, Adinetidae. The record is from the annotation of a GenBank genome assembly.